Trachymyrmex septentrionalis is the source of this 1934-nucleotide messenger RNA. It is a transcript of the gene shakB, whose product is annotated as innexin shaking-B. Bases 388 to 1509 code for a protein of 373 amino acids. Gene Ontology annotation, molecular function: gap junction channel activity. Gene Ontology annotation, cellular component: gap junction; plasma membrane. NCBI's taxonomy places the organism in Eukaryota, Metazoa, Arthropoda, Insecta, Hymenoptera, Formicidae. The transcript has 5 exons. The record is from RefSeq and is a predicted model, not a curated record.
AUAAUUGAAGAAAACGAAGUAAGUGAUAAAAUGAAAUAGCUCCCUUUUCGAAAAGUUUCACGCAAGUUGGGAAAUAUAUAGGCUGAAUUAAAAAAAAUGUACAGUUAACAUUUUUUAAUCCAUUCUUAAAGAUUCACGCGCGCGCUUUCGCUAUUUUUCCUUCAAGUUGUGAACACGUGUCGUGCUCGAGAGUGAAAAAGUGGACGGAAAGCGAAACUUCGACGGGGCGAAAAAACGAUCUCGGAAUCGGGAACAGUGAAAAAUGUAGGUAAAGAACGACAAGAGGCGACUUGGAGGGACGUGGAGUCCUGCGGACGUUAUUCUGGGGAAUCGCCGUGGCCCGGCGUAGCCUCUGAUCUCUUAUUAUAGUAUCGUUCCAGUACCAAGAUGCUGGACAUAUUUCGCGGUCUGAAGAGUCUCAUAAAAAUCUCGCACAUCCAUAUCGACAGCGCCGUCUUCCGCUUGCAUUACAGCCUGACUGUGAUCCUGCUGAUAGCGUUCUCCCUGAUUGUCACAACCCGUCAGUACGUCGGCAAUCCUAUCGACUGUAUACAUAGCAAGGACCUGCCCGAAGAUGUUCUGAACACUUACUGCUGGAUACACAGCACUUACACGAUAACCGCGGCGUACCGUAAAAGAGAAGGUUUGGAAGUGCCCUUUCCCGGCGUCGACAAUUCCAAAUCGUAUUCCGAAUCUGAGCGAAAGGAGUACAAAUACUAUCAGUGGGUCUGCUUCAUGCUGUUCCUGCAGGCGAUCCUCUUCUAUACCCCGCGCUGGCUCUGGAAGGGCUGGGAGGGUGGCAAGAUUCAUGCCCUUAUGAUGGAUCUCGACAUCGGGCUCUGCUCCGAAGUGGAGAAAAAGCAAAAGAAGAAAAUGCUGCUCGACUACCUCUGGGAGAACCUUCGCUUUCACAAUUGGUGGGCUUACAGGUACUACCUAUGCGAGGUCCUCGCGCUCCUAAAUGUGAUCGGUCAGAUGUUUCUGAUGAACCGUUUCUUCGACGGCGCCUUCUUGACCUUUGGCAUCGACGUACUUAGAUUCCUCGAAUCCGAUCAAGAAGACCGAGUGGACCCAAUGAUUUAUGUCUUUCCACGAAUGACCAAAUGCACCUUUUACAAGUACGGCGUCAGCGGAGAAGUCGAGAGACAUGACGCCGUCUGUAUACUGCCUCUGAAUGUCGUGAACGAGAAGAUCUAUGUCUUUCUGUGGUUCUGGUUCCUUUUCCUCGGCGUGCUCAGUUUCUUUACGGUUUUAUAUAGGAUCCUAAUAAUAUUUUCGCCGCGCACGAGGGUCUAUCUGUUGCGAAUGAGGUUUCGUUUGGUACGAAGGGACGCCGUAGAGACCAUAGUGCGUCGCAGUAAGGUCGGUGAUUGGUUUCUUCUCUACAUGCUGGGCGAAAAUUUGGACACCGUGAUAUACAGAGACGUGAUGCACGAAUUGGCGAACAAGCUCGCCUCGAGGCAUCACCACGGCGUACCGGGAGUGAAGGGCGAGCUUCAAGAAGCCUGAUCGAGGUUGCCUCGGAGGGACGGUACGUUCGAUUCGCCGCUGCCGCAGUCCUGCCCUCGCUCAUCUGCAUCGCGCGGUCGUCGUCGCGUCCGGGGACGACAUGGGACGUGCGAUCGCAGUCGGAGCCUCAGAAGACUAGCUGAUGGAUCUUCCUCGGGGAUCCGCGGGUCUGGUCUCGCAAAGAGACGCGUUUUUCCCUUCCGCCGAUUGUUGCUCGUCGAACUCGAGGCGAUGCGACAGCGAUAGUCGCGCGAAGUUGCGUUCGUGGAGAUCACAAUUUCUGGUGAGAAAGAGAGAGAAAGAGAGAGAGAGAGAGAGAGAGAGAGAGAGAGACGCGCUUUCGCUAGUCAUCCUCAAGAAUCUAACAUAGUUUUGGCGAGUUCAACGAUCUCGACGCUGCAAGCACAAACGAGAAUAUUUAUAUA